Molecule: messenger RNA, 1479 nt
Organism: Lodderomyces beijingensis
Lineage: Eukaryota; Fungi; Ascomycota; Pichiomycetes; Serinales; Debaryomycetaceae
Source: the annotation of a GenBank genome assembly
AUGACCCAGGAGAAAUCACAGAAAGCUAAGAACUUGACGCACUUGUUGUCGCCAGAGGCCAAGUCGAGACAAAACUCUCCGUUGAAAGAUGCCUUCAAAUACUAUAAAUUACCCGGAAUGACCUUUUUGGGCGGCGGUUUGCCCUUGUCAGACUACUUUCCAUUCAACAAGAUCACGGCCGAGAUCCCCACGCCGGGGUUCACCAAGGGCAUUGGCGCACCAUUGACUGACGACAUCAAGUCCACAGUUGAAGUCUAUAAGAAGGCCGACCAGAAUGAACCAAACCAGAUUGAAUUGGCGAGAUCUUUGCAGUAUGGCUUCACCGAGGGCCAACCUGAAGUUAUUGCAUUUUUGAAAGAGCACACUGAAACUAUUCAUGGUGUUCCUUACCAAGAUUGGGACUUGAUUGCUUCCGUGGGAAACACUGAGUCGUGGGACUCCACUUUGAGAACAUUUUGUUCCAGAGGUUCUUCCAUCUUGGUUGAAGAGUACUCAUUUUCGUCGGCGUUGGAAACUGCCAAUGGCCAAGGUAUAAACACUGUUCCAGUGACCAUGGACGAGUUUGGCAUCAUCCCAAGUGCUUUGGAGACGUUGAUGUCGCGCUGGACGGGAAACAAGCCAAAAUUGUUGUACACCAUUUGCACUGGCCAAAACCCCACUGGUUCCAGUUUGAGCGCGGAGAGAAGAAAGCAAAUCUACGAUAUUGCUUGUAAAUAUGACUUUAUCAUUGUGGAAGACGAGCCAUACUAUUUUUUGCAAAUGGAAACAUACACCAAGGACAAGUCUCAAAGAGAAGGCAAGCAAGUCCACGGCCACGAUGAAUUUGUCAAGGCGUUGGUGCCAUCGUUCAUUUCCCUCGACACUGAGGGAAGAGUCAUUAGAUUGGACUCGUUUUCAAAAGUCAUUGCCCCUGGAUUGAGAUUUGGCUGGAUCGUUGGCCAAGCAGCGUUAUUGGAAAGAUAUGUUCGAUUGCACGAAGUUUCAAUCCAGUGUCCAUCUGGUUUAACGCAAACUUUAACGAACGCAUUGUUGCAGAAAUGGGGCCAAUCCGGCUACCUCGACUGGUUGAUUGGCUUGAGAGCAGAGUACACCCACAAGAGGGACGUUGCCAUUGACGCAUUGGAGAAAUAUUUCCCAAGCGAAGUUUGCACGUGGGUGCCACCAGUUGCCGGUAUGUUUUUCACAGUUUCCAUUGACGUUUCCAAACAUCCAAAAUUUCACGAAUUGGGUGAAGAUCCAAUCAAGAUAGAGUCGUUGAUUUACGAAGAAGGCAUCAAACAGGGCACCUUGAUGAUUCCAGGUUCGUGGUUCAAAAGUGAAGGACAAUCGACCCCACCACAAAAGAACUUGCCCCAAAACCCUAGUCAAAGGACACACAUUUUCUUUAGAGGUACAUAUGCCGCAGUUCCAUUAGACCAAUUGGUUAUUGGUCUUGAAAAAUUCGGCAAGGCUCUCAGAGUACAAUUCGAGUUGGAGUAG